Hippocampus comes (tiger tail seahorse) is the source of this 1384-nucleotide messenger RNA. It is a transcript of the gene zte38, whose product is annotated as zebrafish testis-expressed 38. Bases 408 to 1325 code for a protein of 305 amino acids. The record is from RefSeq and is a predicted model, not a curated record. The transcript has 12 exons. NCBI's taxonomy places the organism in Eukaryota, Metazoa, Chordata, Actinopteri, Syngnathiformes, Syngnathidae.
AUAUAUAUAUAUAGUUGAACAAAAAAAAAUUACGAAUUUAAUAAAGUCACAAUUCAGCUGUGACCUCUGGGUUGAAAGUGCUUUGAGAGAAUUUAAUUCCUCAAUGACAGUAGGCCUAAAUUAACUCUAGCAGAGCACAGAGAGUGGGAUCCAAUUAGCUUUUGCGGUUUCUUCUACUGGUGAAUGCAACAGCCAAUCCGUAAAUUAAGAUGCUGCUAAUCGAUAUUAAACGUCGCUCACCUUGAUCACUGAAGCUAUUUUAAGCAUAAACUGACAGUUUGUCGUGAAUUUUUCAUAUAUACAGUAGCCAAUAUUGGUCUCGUUUAACAACAACAGGAAACAAUUAUCGUUGGCGACAGCUAAUUAGCUUUAGCGACACCUGGCCGAAAUUUUUGAAAAGAACAAAAAUGGCAGCUGUAACGGGCAUCAAGAAGAAGGUGGAUACUGCCGAGUGGACUGGAUUAUUUCCCAACGACCUCGAUAACAAGCAGGGGUCCCUUGUCUUCGUCAAGAGGAUGGUGGCUGUGGCUGUGUCCUCCAUCACCUACCUCAGAGGCAUUUUUCCUGAAGAUGCCUACUGCUCAAGAUAUUUGGAAGAUUUGUGCAUUAAGAUUUUGCGGCAAGACUGCAGGACUACUGGAGGCAGCAAAGUUGUCAAAUGGCUGAUUGGCUGUUUUGAUGCAUUGGAGAAACAAUAUCUACAGAUUAUGUUCAUCGGGCUGUACACCAAUCCUGCUGAACCCAAUCGCAUUAUUGAGUCCUACAGUUUCAAGUUCAAGUACACAGAGUCAGGUCCAGAGAUGGAUAUACUUAGGAACAAUGGUGGUGAAUUGAAGGUCGCGUUGGAAGAAACCAAGAGAGCGAGCGUGCUGCUGAUCAGGAAGCUCUUCCUGCUCAUGCAGAACCUUGACGUCCUUCCCACAAAUAUCCACCUUAGCAUGAAACUCUACUACUAUGACGACAUUACUCCAGCGGAAUAUGAGCCACCAGGCUUCAAGGAGGGCACAUGCGACAGCCUGUGGUUUGAAGGCACGGCCGUGCACUUCACGGUGGGUGAUGUCCAGACGGCUUUCCAUACCUUUCAAGUGCGAAUGUCUGCUGAGAGAAGUCGGCUAGAGAAGCUUCAAGAUGAAAAUCAUCUGAAGGAUACCAAGCCGAUUAUCACUUCAGGGAAAGAACCCGACAAGGGCCCUGACAAGAUAGUGUAUGCUGAUGAUGAGCAGCGCCCUGAAGAUGAGUCAGCAUGGUUCAAGAAACCCACAAAACUUGUGGUCAAGAGAAAGGCACCAGCCAAAAACGAGACAAGAAAGAGAAGAAGACUUUAAGUGUGACAUUUACCAAAAUGAUAAUCAGCAGAGUAGUCACAAAUGUACUGUUCCUCCUU